AUGAGAUAUUUCUCUCAUCUUCGUCCAUGCACCACCACCACCCACGCUACAAUGCUCAGUUCAAUCCUUCCCAUAAACUCUUUCAACUUUUCUCACAAACCCAUUUCCCUCGAAGACUCUUUUCAAUCCCUAACCCAUUUUUUCACCCACCCAUCAUCAUUCCCUCUUCAACAAGCUUAUUCUCAAGCUCUCGACCUCUGCGCUUCCCAAAAAGCUCUUUCUCAAGGCCAACAGUUACAUGCCCGUUUCCUCAAAACCCAAAACUCCCUCGAUUCUCUCUUUCUAAACACCAAGUUUGUCCACAUGUACGGAAAAUGUGGCUCCUUUCUUGAUGCAGAGAAACUGUUCGACAAAAUGACUGAACGAACUAUUUUCACUUGGAAUGCAAUGAUAGGUGCGUCAGUGUCAAGUGGUAGAUAUUUUGAAGCGAUUCAAUUGUAUAAAGAGAUGCGGGGUCUUGGGGUGUCACUUGACGCUUUUACUUUUCCUUGUGUGCUCAAAGCGUGUGGUGCUCUUAAUGAGAGGCGUUUGGGGUGUGAAAUUCAUGGUUUUGCUGUUAAGUGUGGUUAUGGUGCUUUUGUUUUUGUGUGUAAUGCACUUAUUGCUAUGUAUGCUAAAUGUGGCGAUCUUGGUGGAGCUAGGAUGUUGUUUGAUAGUGUUUUGGUUGAGAAAGAGGAUCCUGUUUCGUGGAAUUCUAUUAUUUCUGCACAUGUUUAUGAGGGUCAGUGCUUUGAGGCGUUGUCUCUUUUUAGAAGUAUGCAGGAGGUUGGCGUUGAGAUUAAUUCAUACACUUUUGUUUCGGCUCUACAAGCUUGCGAAGAUCCAACCUUUAUUAAAAUGGGUAUGGGGAUACAUGCUGUUAUUUUGAAAUCUAACUUUAUCACUGAUGUGUAUGUUUCCAAUGCUUUGAUUGCUAUGUAUGCAAAAUGUGGUGAAAUGGAGGAUGCUGAAAGAGUUUUUAAAAGUAUGCUUUAUAAGGAUAUUGUAUCAUGGAAUACGCUGCUUUCGGGUAUGGUCCAAAAGGAUCUAGAUAGUGAUGCUCUAAACUACUUUCGGGAUAUGCAAGAUUCUGGUCAACAGCCUGAUCAGGUGUCAGUUCUAAACAUGAUUGCAGCAUCGGGCAGAGCGGGAAAUUUAUUGACUGGGAUGGAAGUCCAUGCUUAUGCAAUAAGAAAUGGAAUAGAUUCUAAUAUGCAUAUUGGGAACACCCUGAUAGAUAUGUAUGGGAAGUGUUGUUGUGUUAAAUAUAUGGGCAAUGUUUUUGAGUAUAUGUCCGAGAAGGACUUGGUUUCUUGGACUACAAUUAUUGCUGGCUAUGCACAAAAUGAAUGCCAUAUGGAAGCCUUUAAUCUGUUGAGGAGGGUCCACUUAGAAAGGAUGGAUGUUGAUCCUAUGAUGAUUGGAAGCAUUUUGAUGGCUUGUAGUGGGUUGAAAUCUGAAAAACUCAUCAAAGAAAUUCAUGGUUACGUUUUGAAAAGAGGUUUAGCUGAUAUUUUGAUGCAAAAUGCCAUUGUCAAUGUAUACGGAGAAAUCACACUCAUAGAUUAUGCAAGACAUGUGUUUCAAUCAAUUAACUCCAAAGAUGUCGUGUCUUGGACAAGUAUGAUUACUUGUUGUGUUCAUAAUGGACUUCCAAUUGAAGCUCUUGAACUUUUCCACUCUUUGAAAAAAACUAAUAUUGAACCUGAUUCGAUAACACUUGUCAGCGUACUAUCUGCGGCUGCUGCUUUAUCUUCAUUGAAGAAAGGGAGGGAGAUUCAUGGAUUUCUGAUUAGGAAAGGUUUCUUCCUUGAGGGAUCACUUGCUAACUCCCUGGUGGACAUGUAUGCUCGGUGUGGAACCGUGGAGAACGCAAGAAAUAUAUUCAGCUAUGUUAGACAAAGAGAUCUAAUUUUGUGGACUUCUAUGAUUAAUGCAAAUGGAAUGCAUGGUUGUGGAAAGGAUGCCAUUGAUUUAUUCAACAAAAUGACUGAUGAAAAUGUUCUUCCUGAUCACAUAACCUUCUUGGCUUUAUUAUACGCUUGCAGUCAUUCAGGGUUAGUAGUUGAAGGUAAGAGACUUUUUGAAAUAAUGAAAUAUGAAUAUCAAUUGGAGCCCUGGCCAGAGCAUUAUGCUUGCCUGGUUGAUCUCCUUGGUCGAUCCAAUUCUCUGGAAGAGGCUCACCAUUUUGUGAAAAACAUGCCUAUUGAACCUUCUGCCGAGGUCUGGUGUGCUCUUCUUGGGGCUUGCCGUAUUCAUUCAAAUAAAGAAUUAGGAGAGGUUGUUGCGAAGAAGCUCUUACAAUUAAACACAGUGAAUUCAGGAAAUUAUGUUCUGGUAUCAAACACUUUUGCAGCAGAUGGAAGAUGGAAUGAUGUGGAAGAAGUUAGGUUGAGAAUGAAGGGAGUUGGAUUGAAAAAGAAACCAGGAUGCAGUUGGAUUGAGGUUGAGAAUAAGAUUCACACCUUCAUGGCAAGAGACAAGACUCAUCCACAGCGUGAUGAAAUUUAUCUAAAAUUGGGCCUGCUUACAAAAGUUUUGAAAGAAAAAGGUGGUUAUGCGGCUCAAACGAAGUUGGUAUUCCACGAUGUUUGUGAAGAAGAGAAAACACAGAUGCUUUAUGGGCAUAGUGAAAGGUUGGCACUUGGUUAUGGUCUGCUUGUUACCCCUAAAGGUACUUCUCUUCGGAUCACAAAGAACCUUCGGAUUUGUGAUGAUUGCCAUACAUUCUUUAAGAUUGCGUCUGAAGUCUCCCAACGGACCCUUGUUGUAAGGGAUGCCAGUAGGUUCCAUCAUUUUGAAAGAGGGCUUUGUUCAUGUGGAGAUUUCUGGUGA
This is a messenger RNA of Vicia faba (fava bean), 2814 nucleotides long. Lineage: Eukaryota; Viridiplantae; Streptophyta; Magnoliopsida; Fabales; Fabaceae. The record is from the annotation of a GenBank genome assembly.